AGCAUUGUGGGUACUCCAAUACAAUUGAGAUGCUGAGAUGAUCUAAGCCCAGAAUCUAAUAUGGGCCGGGAAAUAUAAGGUGCCAACCUGAUCAACCCUAAAGGCUAGUGUAUAUAAACUCUUACAAACCAGUAUCGUAAUUGCUGCUGCGGCACUGCCCAUCUAUCAGCAUUGACGAUGGGUACGUCGGUUCAGAAGAAAUCUACGCUUUUGUUGUUGAGUUGACGAAGGGACUUGACUGCGUUACUGAUGAGUACCUCUUUUUGUUGUUUUGAUUGGAAAAUUUUUAGGUGCAUACACGUAUGUUUCGGAGCUUUGGAGGAAGAAGCAAUCUGAUGUGAUGAGAUUCCUGCUUCGGGUGAGGUGCUGGGAGUAUCGGCAGCUUCCUUCACUCGUUCGCGUCAGGAGGCCCACUCGUCCUGACAAGGCUCGCCGCCUCGGCUACAAGGCCAAACAGGGGUACGUCAUUUAUAGAGUGAGGGUGAGACGUGGAGGUAGAAAAAGACCAGUUCCAAAGGGUAUUGUUUAUGGAAAACCAACAAAUCAGGGAGUUACUCAGCUGAAGUUUCAGAGGAGUAAACGAUCAGUUGCAGAAGAGCGAGCUGGGAGAAAACUUGGGGGCCUCCGGGUUCUGAACUCCUACUGGAUCAAUGAGGACUCAACAUAUAAAUACUAUGAAGUCAUAUUGGUUGAUCAAGCCCAUGCUGCAAUCCGAAAUGAUCCCAGGAUCAACUGGCUUUGCAAUCCUGUUCACAAGCACAGAGAACUUAGAGGUCUGACUUCAGCAGGUAAGCAAAACAGAGGACUCAGAGGAAAAGGAUCCAAGUAUCACAAAGCUCGCCCUUCACGCAGGGCCACUUGGAAGAGGAACCAGACCCUCUCUCUCCGUCGCUACCGUUAAAUGCUUUGUACCAACUCUUGGAUUUGCUCUCUGCAUUGUCUCAUUACCAUUAGUUUGAGUUUUUUCUUUGAUUUUUAUGUGGCUUCCUUUUACAAUGAGAAAUGCUGAUGCACUUCUUGGACUGCAUAAUAUUUAUGUUUUCUUAGACAUUUAUGGUCUUGUUACCCUAUAUUGCUGGAGAGAAAGUACUAAACUUUUUUAUGCCACACUCGUUUAGGUCUUUUGUAUCUUUUUUUUGGCAAAAUUCCCUAAUUGGCUAAUUAUGAGAAAAAUGACAAGGAAAAUCACACUUUCACCCUUCAAUAGUACUCACAUUGAAAAGUUGUCUUUGUGUUUUCAAGUUUGCGAAUGUCACUAGGGUUGGACCGGGCCCCCGUUGGGGCUUCCGGUACUGGGUUUGGGAAUUAUAGGCCCGGUAACGGCCAGGAAAGUUCCGGGCCCGGGGUUUUCUUUGGGAAUAAUAUAUAUUUUUUAAAUAUUGGUUUUCUUAUUUAUUCCCCACACCCGACCCAGCCCCACCUGCCUGGCCCCCAAUCCAUUUGAAACAAUAAAAAUAAAAAACAGUUUUGGGCUUGGGCUGGUCCACCAAAUACCAUAUCCGUAGCCCACCCCAAAACCCUCUUGGUUUGGGCCCAAGCCUGGUCCCAGACUCCCAGCCAGCCGGUAGGGGUGGACCGGUUCCGGUUCGAGCCUGGUUCGGGCCUGAGCCCGGCCGGGCCUCGGUUCAGAAAAAUGAGGCCCGAGCCCGAACCGGUGGUGGGUGGUUCCGGGUCCGGUUCCGGGCCAGACCGAGCCGGGCCGGGCCACCCGGAUUUUUAAUUUUUUUUUCUUCUCUUAUUUAACCCCUACCCAUCCCUCUCCACCCCAAACUAUCUCAAA
Molecule: messenger RNA, 1780 nt
Organism: Cuscuta epithymum
Lineage: Eukaryota; Viridiplantae; Streptophyta; Magnoliopsida; Solanales; Convolvulaceae
Source: the annotation of a GenBank genome assembly